Pelobates cultripes (western spadefoot toad) is the source of this 386-nucleotide messenger RNA. The record is from the annotation of a GenBank genome assembly. NCBI's taxonomy places the organism in Eukaryota, Metazoa, Chordata, Amphibia, Anura, Pelobatidae.
AUGGCAGCCCAGCGCAGACCCCAAGAGCGGACCGCCCACUCCAAGCCGUCCUCACCUCACCAGGGAAACCUUGACUGGCUCUGCAAAAGGUUUUGGGACAUGCUGCACAGCCGAGGAAUGACCUACUACCAUGAGGAAACAAUGGUAUCCUCGUGGAUCAGACCGGCGGCAAGAUGCAGCCAUUACAGGCGCAAACUCCAAGCCUUUAAUGCAGCGAUCCGACAACGCAGAUUCCAGAAAUCCUUAAGGCGGGAAAGGGCGCCAUGUCACCCCAACGCAAGCUCCUUCUUGCUGACACACAAAUCCAGGCCUACCAUACAAGCCCCACAGGCGUGUACUAACAUCCGGCGCAGCACGAUCCAGCUCACUACCGCCAAUGCUGCAAC